AUGUUCCUCAAGGUAAAAUUGUUGAAAGCCUCAUCGUUGAAUUGGAAGACUGUUAAAGUUCCUGAUACACUAGAUGAUUUUGGAGGAUUUUAUGGUCUUGAAGAAUUAGAUGGUGUUGAUAUUAAAGUUGUUAAUGGUCAAGUUCAAUUUAUUCAAUUGGACAAUACUGAAACUAAUGAAAUUGCAAAAGAUGAGCCUAUGGAAGAAGAUGGUGAGAAUGCGGAGGUAGAUGAUGAAAUAAAAGAUGAAGAAGAAGUAGAAGAGGAAGAAGAGGAAGUAAGAAAUGAAAAGGAAGUAGAAAAUAAAGAAACAAAAGAAAAAUCACACAAUACUGAGACAAUAUACACAAAACAAACUCAAUCUCAAACCUCUGAUAUUAACGAAUCUUCAUCAAAUGAAAGUGAAUAUGAAGAUGCUCAAGAAACUGUAUCACCUACACCACAAGAAGAAGAAUUAGAAACACAAGUAUUUUCUACAAAUAUUGAUAUUGAUUCUGAAAUUAUCCCAAGUGAGUUACCUCAUUGGUGUAAUGAAAUACCCGAUUUAUCUUUCCAUACCUUAGAAACUUUAUCUAGAUUAGGAUUCCAAAAACCUACCGAGAUCCAAAAAAAAUCUAUUCCUAUUGUGAUGAAGGGAACAGAUAUAUUAGGUAAGGCAUCUACCGGUUCAGGUAAGACAUUAGCAUACGGUAUACCUAUAAUUGAGAAAAUAUUGUCUAAUUUGAAAGAAGGUCAAUUGAAUGAAACUAGUGGGAUUAUUUUCACACCAACAAGAGAAUUAGCACAACAAGUUGGACGUCAUUUGAAUGAAUUUGUUUGGGGUGAUCAUUUCAAUUCGAGUAGUAUUAUAACUAUUACUGGUGGGUUAUCAUUACAAAAACAAGAAAGAAUUCUUGGAUAUGGUAAAGGUGCUGGACAAAUCAUUGUUAGUACACCGGGACGGUUUUUAGAAAUUAUAGAAAAAGAUGAGAAAUAUUUAGAAAGAUUUAGUAAGAUUGAUAUCUUGGUAUUGGAUGAGGCUGAUAGAUUAAUUCAAGAUGGGCAUUUUGAAGAAUUUGAAAGAAUUUUGAAAUUGUUAAGUAAUAAAAGAAGGGAAUUGAAAGAGCAAGGAUAUUGGCAAACAUUAGUUUACUCUGCUACUUUCUCCUUGGGUCUUUUUGAAAAAUUAGAUAAGGGGAAUAAAUGGAACAAGAAAAAAUUAAAUCAAGAAGAAGAAUUGGAUGAAGUUGUUAAUAAAUUGAUGGAAAAGAUUCAUUUCCGUCAAAAACCAUUAGUGGUGGAUAUUGAUCCAUUUGAACAAAUGAAUAAACAAAUCCAUGAAACAUUGAUAGAAUGUGGUGCUAUGGAGCGUGACUUGUAUGUAUAUUAUUUCUUAAUCAUGUAUGGAGGAUCUACCAUUGUAUUUUGUAAUUCUGUGAAUUCAGUCAAGAGGUUGCAUGAUUUACUCAAAUUAUUGAAAAUUAAUAGUUUUAAAUUGAAUAGUAAUAUGGUUCAAAAGAGUAGAUUAAAAUCCAUUGAGAAUUUCACCAAGGCUAGUCGUCAAAACAAUGAGACUGUUGUAUUAAUUGCUACAGAUGUGGCUGCUAGAGGUAUUGAUAUUCCAAGUAUUGAUCAUGUUAUUCAUUACCAUACACCAAGAAGUGCAGACACAUACAUUCAUCGUAGUGGUCGUGCAGCAAGAGGUUCGAAUGAAGGUGUAAGUGUGAUGUUAACUACACCUGAUGAAAGUGCAUUAAGUUUGAAAAAACUGUUUGCCAAAUUGGACAAGAAGCAAGAAGGGAUCAAACUAUUACCUAUAGAUGAUGAUAUUUUAAACCAAUUGAAGGAAAGAGUACGAAUUGCUAGUGAGAUUGUCAAUUUUGAAAGAGGUGGGAUGCAUGAUCGCAAAGAAAAUGAUUGGACUAAACAAGUGGCAGAUGAUUUGGGAAUCGAAUUAGAUUCACAAGAUGAUGAAGAGUCUCAUAUAACUGAAAAGCAAAGUCUUGAUAAGAGAUCAAAUAAGAAUAAAAGAGGAUAUUUGAAACAAUUGUUGAAUGAAAAUAUCCGUAAAGAUCAUCGUAGAAGUUAUUUGACUGGUGGUUUAAAUAACUUGGCAGAUCAUGUUAUACGUAAGAGAGGUCAUUCUUCAAUUGUAGGACAAGAGAGUGUAGACGCCUUGGAGCAAUUACGUCAAGCCAAGACCAAGAGACGUCGUGUUGGUAACAAGAAAACCACAAAACGCCAACCCUAG
Molecule: messenger RNA, 2229 nt
Organism: Henningerozyma blattae CBS 6284
Lineage: Eukaryota; Fungi; Ascomycota; Saccharomycetes; Saccharomycetales; Saccharomycetaceae
Gene: MAK5
Product: ATP-dependent RNA helicase
Exons: 1
Coding region: 1-2229 (742 amino acids)
Cellular component (GO): nucleolus
Molecular function (GO): ATP binding; nucleic acid binding
Source: RefSeq, a predicted model, not a curated record